Messenger RNA from Lates calcarifer (barramundi perch), 4511 nucleotides. RefSeq names its product cysteine-serine-rich nuclear protein 3 (gene csrnp3). Gene Ontology annotation, cellular component: nucleus. Gene Ontology annotation, biological process: regulation of transcription by RNA polymerase II. The record is from RefSeq and is a predicted model, not a curated record. Gene Ontology annotation, molecular function: sequence-specific DNA binding; DNA-binding transcription factor activity, RNA polymerase II-specific. The transcript is spliced from 5 exons. NCBI's taxonomy places the organism in Eukaryota, Metazoa, Chordata, Actinopteri, Centropomidae. Bases 440 to 2296 code for a protein of 618 amino acids.
UCUGCUCCACUCUACUCCAGUCAGGCUCCUGCCUUUCAGCCGGCUGCAGCUAAUGAGCCUUUGUGUGGCCAAAGAGAGAGGGAGAGAGAGGGAGAGAGAGAGAGAGAGAGAGAGAGAGAGAGAGAGAGAGAGAGAGAGGAACACAGUCAUAGAGAGGGAGUUAAAGUGAGAAUGACUGUCAUCUUGCAACAAUAAAGCAUAUGGUACAGACAGUGCAGUCAGAGCUGGAAGAUUACAAGUCUCCCUCACACUCCUGCACCCUUUUUUCUCAUGCCCGUGGAGCUCAGGGGUCGCUGCAAGUCAGUGGACUGAACCAAAUGGGAACCUCUUCAUUCAUUAUGUUUCACCUUUUUUGAAUUGCCACAUUUAUGAUUGUGUGGCUGUGCUGCUGUGAGAAGAGGUGAAAAGAGGGACAGUCUGCCAGUGGAUACAGGUGCAGAUGCGGCGGGCCAUGAGUGGAAUACUGAAGAGGAAAUUUGAGGAGGUGGAAGCCUCCUCCUCCCCGUGCUCUUCCUUGCGGGAGUCUGAUGAUGAGGUCUCCUGCAGUGAGAGUGGGGAUAGCAGUGACAGUGUCAACCCUUCUGCCUCAGGCCCAUUCACCCCUGACUCAAUAUUGAAGAGAGAGAAGCGCCUGCGGACAAGAAGGGUGCAUUUCGAGAAUGUGACAGUGUACUACUUCAGCCGGCGACAGGGCUUCACCAGCGUGCCCAGCCAGGGAGGCAGCACGCUGGGCAUGUCCAACAGGCACAGCUGGGUCAGGCAGUACUCCCUGGGUGAAUUUGCCCUGGAGCAGGAGAGGAUCCACAGAGAUAUGCUCAGAGACCACCUGAAGGAGGAGAAACUCAACUCAAUCAGGCUCAAGCUGACUAAGAAUGGCACAGUGGAGUCUGAAGAGGCCAACACGCUUACAGCAGAGGACAUUUCUGACGACGACAUCGAUCUAGACAACACAGAGGUAGAUGAGUACUUCUUCCUGCAACCGCUUACCACUAAAAAGCGCCGGGCACUGCUGCGCUCCUCUGGGGUGAAGAAGAUUGACGUGGAAGAGAAACAUGAACUGCGGGCCAUCCGGAUGUCCAGAGAGGACUGCGGCUGUGAUUGCAGAGUUUUCUGUGACCCGGAGACCUGUGCCUGCAGCAUUGCAGGGAUCAAGUGCCAGGUGGACCGUAUGUCAUUUCCAUGUGGCUGCACAAAAGAGGGCUGCAGCAAUUCAUCUGGGAGAGUGGAGUUUAAUCCCAUCCGUGUUCGGACCCAUUUCUUGCACACUAUAAUGAAGCUUGAACUGGAGAAGAGUCGUGAGCAACAGCAGGCAUCCCCCACCAGCGGUUACCGUAGUGAAACUGUCGACCUGGGGAGCGGAAACCCUCUUGUUCAGCCUCAGCACAGGUUGGAAUACUCUCUGUCGGAUGCUGUUCCACAAACAACCACCAUGCACCUGCCGAACGCAGACGAGAUGGAGGAGCCACUAGAAGACGAGGAGGACGAUGAAGAAGAUGAGGAGGAUGAGGAAAAUGAAGAAGAUGAGGAAGAUGAGGAGGAUAGUAGCAGCGUUUGCAGUGGACUGUCUGACUCCAGCACACAGAGCUUAGCUAACAGCGACUCUGAGGAUGAGGAGGAGGACGAGGACGAGGAUGAAGAGAAGUCGGAGAACUUUGAGGACAACAUGACAACCCCAUCACUGUCUCACACCGAGGUGGUCCCUUUAUCUUCUGUGCUGUGUUACAGUGAUGGUUCUGUGGCACAAGAUAACCACAUGAAUGGAAAUACUUAUUUAAUGAACUCCUCCUCAGCUGAGUACUAUCAGCUGGGGAGCUCCAGUGCCAUAACCAAUGGCCAAACCAGCCAAGCCAGUGAACCCUACGGGGAAGCCUUAGCAUUCCAAGAUCCAGUCAGCACAACCAAUUGCAGCAUGGCCCAAGGACCAUUCAGCAUCACUGCUGAGCAGUACACAGACUACUCUAAUCGGGCUGAAGAACAAUACACAGCUAAUCACCAUUUCACUCUGACCAAUGGUGCUCCAGCCGCCCCCUUGACCUGCUACACGCCUGAUCAGGAGAAGAAGGUGUUGUCCAAAGCGCCGUUUGUGGAGCAGCCUGAAAAUCAGAACCAGACACAGUUCCAAAACUACCUGAACAAUAACACCCAGAGUUCCUACAGCAGUCACAGCUCAUGUAUGACAGCUGAACAGCCACAGCAAGAGUCCAGUGUCAAUAGACAUUCUGACCUGACCUUACUAGCAAACAAUACUAAGAACCUCCCUUUACCAGACCAUUGCCCUGAGGUCACAGCCGUUUAGUGGGCCACACCCUCUUAAGUGUUCUUUCAUUAAUGCGUCUUUACUUGAGCCUGACCAAGUGGUAUUUUAAGGGAACAUAAUCAUGGCCUUUUUUGAAUUAUCUGACCUUAAAUUUCAAAGCAAUUUACAGCACCAUAGUACAUUUUCAUCUGUAACUAUAAAGCCAUAGGUUCAUGAUGGAAAUGGUUUCAAGGAACUGUUCACUCCUGAAGGAUUGUCCACUGCAGUGUGUUCUUAACUGCAAAAUGGAGAGAUCAAAAACACAUCAAAACAUCAAUUAUGUCCUGCUGUGCAAUGCAUCAUGUAAUUUCAGAUGUAAAGUUCUAGUUUUAAGCAGAUAUUGUACUGUAGAUGGAACUUUUCUAUGUCUACUGUAUGUGUCAAAUGUGCAAAAAAAAAAGGUUUACUGUCAGUUUAUUUAUUGUUUCUGAAUUAUGUGUAUACUUAUAUAUUGUAAAUGUUUUGAUAACAAUGCGCAUGCUGUUUUGGGAAUCUCAGUGACAUUUAGGGAAAAAAAUUGCCAUUGUUUUAUAUAAAAAAUGUGUUGUAUACAUAAUGUACAUUUCUCUUCUUCUUUUUGUCACUAUUAUAUGCUUUUCUAUGGUUUUGAAAAGCAUGAAAAGGCCUGAAUUCUCAUUUGUAUGUUUGGAAUACAAUAUCAAUUGCAUAAAAUGUCAGACAUGUCAAAAUCAAUUCAUAGCCUUUUGCACUGGGUCCAGUGGCAUGCAGUUGGUUUUAACUGAUAAAUACUUGAAUGGUAUAACACUAUGGCCCUUCACAUGUUUUUUCCCCCACUGAUCACUCUUAGAAUAUCAUGAUUAGCAAAUGUCACUACAAAUGAAGAUUUAUUCUUUGAAGCAUUUCACUGAUACAGGGAUAUAAAUAAAGUAGCACUUUGACAUAUCUCCAAAAGUAUGAGAAGCUCUAUGAUUCAUCAUAGGCAACAGAGCACUAUCUUUAUCAUUAAAUUAGCAGGGGCUUCAUUUGAAAUGCAACAGCAACCAGUCCUGUAGACAAAAUAUUAACCCCAAAAUAAUCUGCCAGUAUUUCAGAAAUAAACUGGUUAUGAGAUUUCUGCUUUUGAACACUGUAUAAGCUAUAUUCCAGUGUCUAAUAACAAAAAGAUGUUUAUUUAUGUGGAUCCAGUAGUGAUGUUGAUUUGUUCUAAUGAAAUGUGCAAUAGUUUGAAGAUUCUUAACAGGCUUUCUCUUUUGGAGAAAAUUGUCAGCAAAGUAGAUUGACAUUGCUUUUAACUGACUUGUCUUUUUGACCGAUUUGGAGCACCAUUGGAUUCAUGAAAGAUGUGCCACAUUUUUAACAAUUGUAUAUGCGGGGCACAAAUGUUCAAGGUUGACAAUCAAAGCGUAAAAUCAGACAUAUCUCAAAUGAGUAAUUAACAUCUACAAAAUAUGACUCCUGUGUCUUAUGAGCCAUUGAAAAUGAGAGCCAAUUAUGAACAAAAUUGCUUACCAAAAAUAUGUAAAUAAUCUUUUACCACAUCUUUAUAAAAUUACAAAAACAAAAUUGAAGUGACUGCUCUACAAUGUGGGGACUGCAAUAAUUUAGUGGAUAGUACUACUAUAAUAUGUCGCUGAAGUUAUAUACCUUGAGCUCUUUGCUCCUGCAUGAAUACAGAUAUUUGUCCCUCUCUCAAUCUUGCAAAUAUCUGCCCUUUCUUUAUAAGCUCAAGGGUUCAUACUGAAUUUUUAGUGAUCCUGUGUGACUGCUGAGCUGGGACAUUUCAUGCCAUCUCAGUGGUACAAGAAGUGUGCAGACUGCUUUUAGGCAAUCACUGGCAUCAACAUGGCCUAUUAGUACAGAUUAAUUGUGCCAAAGCAUACAGUGUGUGAAGGCUAGAUACAAUGACACAACAUCCAGUUAAGAAUCCUGUGUUUGAUUUUAUUUUCCAGUAUUUAUUAUGAAUGAAAUAUUGAAAUGUGUAUUUAUUGUGGUUUACUAAAAGUCUGUAUUGAGAUUGCUUCACUUAAAUUGUCUUUUGUUUCAUGCUGGUUGUGAGUUGUAAAGCUUCAUGUGCCUGAUUAAUUUAAUUCUGUUUUAUAUUCUGUGAAAUGCAUACGUUUUGCACAAAAAUGGUACAAAUUUUUUCAAUGUGUUUAGUUUUUCAAGUGUAGAUAGAGCCACCUUCAUUUUCAUUUGUUUCAUUUUUAACAUAAUUUUGAGAUACAUUCAAUUAAAAUUGCUCUUUUGAUCUUAA